AUGUCGAAACCCUACCGCUUCCUACCCUCUCAGCAAGAGAUUCAGGCCUGUUGGGAGCUGGGACGUUUCCAUAACAACAUCGGUUUCUGGGUUGUAUGGCUGCCUACUGUCUGGUCAUUGGCAAUGGUAUAUCAUGCAAAUCGCAACAUUACCUUCAUUGAUGUGCUGUGGCGUGCUAUCGCCUAUAUUCCUAUGUGUUUUGGUGUAAAAUCUCUGAUAAUGACCGUUGACGAUUUAUUGGAUAAUGAUGUCGAUUUACUAGUAGAGCGGACCAAGAAUCGCGCAAUUCCUCGUGGGGCGAUCACAAUUUCACGAGCAUGGAUGUUCUUUGCCCUUCAGGCUGUGAUAGGAAUAUGCUGGGCAUUCAAAGCUCUAAGUCCGACCGCGUUGCGGACCUCUAUGCUCGUAUGGCCACUCUAUGUGAUUUAUCCGACCUGUAAACGAUGGACAUACUGUGCUCCUAUUCCGCUAGGCCUCAUGUUUAACGUAGGUAUAUUCAUGGGUUGGAGCGAUCUCAGUGAAAAUGACAUUCACUGGGCUACUCUGGUGCCCUUGUACCUUGGAUCGACUCUAUGGACUAUCUGUUACGAGACGAUCUACCAACACCAGGACAGAGAUGAUGAUAUCAAGAUCGGAAUCUAUUCCAUGGCACUUCUUUUCGGACGGGCCACAAUACCAAUCUGCGGCGCGGCUGCCGCCGGAUUCUUUUCGUUGUUCUGCUAUAGUGCAUUCCUGAAUUCGCACGGAUAUGCAUUCUUCCUGAGCGUCGCAGUUGCGGCCACCGUGACUGCGGUGCGCUUAUUACGUACAGACAUUGACGUUCCACAGGAUUGUAGAGAUUUUUUUCUCGGGAGUACGCACGUCAGUUGUAUUCUCGCAUGCGGGUUGGUUGUCGAUGGCGUCGUUGCGCGGCUGAUGUCAGGAGGAUCCAUUUGA
This is a messenger RNA of Stereum hirsutum FP-91666 SS1, 936 nucleotides long. RefSeq names its product UbiA prenyltransferase. Lineage: Eukaryota; Fungi; Basidiomycota; Agaricomycetes; Russulales; Stereaceae. The transcript is spliced from 7 exons. The record is from RefSeq and is a predicted model, not a curated record. The coding region runs from base 1 to 936 and encodes 311 amino acids. Gene Ontology annotation, molecular function: transferase activity, transferring alkyl or aryl (other than methyl) groups. Gene Ontology annotation, biological process: ubiquinone biosynthetic process. Gene Ontology annotation, cellular component: membrane.